Molecule: messenger RNA, 2152 nt
Organism: Gossypium raimondii (Peruvian cotton)
Lineage: Eukaryota; Viridiplantae; Streptophyta; Magnoliopsida; Malvales; Malvaceae
Exons: 14
Coding region: 76-1791 (571 amino acids)
Cellular component (GO): AP-5 adaptor complex
Source: RefSeq, a predicted model, not a curated record
ACGCUUUCGUCGCCUCGAGGAAAAAACCGUCGCAGGAACUUUUCGUUUGCGGAAAGAACGGAAAAAGAACGGAAAAUGAGCGAUCGAGAACGAGAUUGGGAUUUCUAUCUUCGAACCGUAUCGAACAGUGCAAGAGACUCGAGUUUCGCUAACGAUCCAGCCUCCGAUCCUUCUCUUCUUCACGCCGUCAAGAAACUCUGCGAUUUUUGUAGACAAGAAGAGAAAUCCUCUGAGGAUUUGGUCGCUAGGGUUUAUCCUCAUAUCAACAAGCUCUUCCAACGCUCUACUGCUUCCCUCUCUCAACCUACCUCUCCCAACGGAAUUCUCUUACUGGUCAUUCUUCAAUUUUUCCUUGAUUUUGGAGAGGUGGUUCUCCAUGAUGCUGACCCUAGUCUGAGGACAUUUUUCCGUUCAUGUUUGAGCCGUGAGUUCGCAGAUCCUGUUGUUGCAGCUGCAACUCUUGAUUUUCUAAAUGUAAACAAGAACAAACUUCUUUUUUCUUUCCCCAACUUACUACCUCAGUUUUUCCCUUUGCUUCUGAAGCUGAUUGCAUGGAACGGAGAAAAAUUAGAAAAGGCAUUUCUCAAGGUUUUUCCAGGAUUGGUAUCACCUGGAUCAUUUCUCCCCCUAUUUCCAUCUUUAGUAGAUUUGCCAAUCUUGGUUGUCGCAUUGGAAAAGGUAGAACGAAGCUCAGGGUCACUAAUAGGAAGCAGUAUAGCUUCUAUCCAGAAGAGUGCGGCUCCUGAGAUGCUACUUGCACUCAUGGAUGAAGCCUAUACGGGUUCUACCAUUGGAGAUGGAGGAGGAGACUCUGAGUCUGAGGAAAGCAGUACGAUUGAUGUUGCUGAUCCUGUGUUUCUGGAACUUCUUAAGGAUGAAAAUGAUGGUCUUGCUGAACGCCAUUGGACUUCUCCUGGGGUUGCUGCAGUACUACAAGCUGCAACAAAUAGCCCUCAGUCUGAUAGAUUAAAGCAGAUACUCAAUAUCACACCUCGGCUUCUUGAUAUGUAUUUUACUAUAGCUUUGCGCGAUGCAAAUAACUCAUUAAUCUGUGCAUUAAUUCCCAUUCUGAUGGCAAGAAAUUCUACAUUAUUUCCUGACAAGAACUAUAUGUAUGAGGUUCGUAGAAGGCUCCUAGAGUUCAUGCUUGCUUCAUUUCAGCGUUCUCCAGAUUUUAUUGCACUUUUGAAGAAGCCUAUAGUUGACAGACUUGGGGAAGCAUAUGACAGCCCAGAAAAGACAGAAUUGGCGUUACAAUUGUGUUGGGCUGUAGGAGAGCAUGGUGGGGGUGGUGGAUCUCACAAAGAUGCAGCUAGGGAACUUUUUGAAAGUUUAGAGCUACUUUUGUAUGAAAACCUUUCAUCUAGUCGUCUAGGUCUGAGGCAGGAGUCUAUCAACUCUGACAGCAGUAACUUCAGAAAGUCAUCACAGUCGAGGCUUCUGUGUUUUGUUAUCACAGCUAUUGCUAAGCUUGCUACAUAUCACCGUGAACUAUUGCCGAGGGCACGUGUAGCCUUGGGCAAGGUUGCUCGAUCUCGAAUAUCAGAUUCAAGGGUUUGGAGGCGAGCUCGUGAUUAUCUGGGAUUAAUGGAUGACCCUGCUAUCUGUCUGUCUGUCUUGGGACCUUCCAGGCCUUCACAUGGGUACCCACACAAUCCAGGCACCGUCAACUGGAAUGAUGGAGGCACAAAAAUGAUUGCGCAUAUUCCAUUUUACAUUCUUGGUGAGCAGGAAGGUAAGAGACCAUGCCACUUACCCUCCCCCUUGCGUACUAUUUUCUUCUGCUUUUGAACAGAUGAAACCAAUAGGGUUCGGCUCUCUUCCAUUACAAUCUUCGAGUAGCUUUAUUGUUUCGGAUGCAGGUCCACCCUUCCAUGAUUUUUCGUUUCCAGAUAUUCUUCCGAGAAGAAGAUAGCAAUGACCUUAUCCAAUAGAAAGGCAUCUCUGGAGUCCCUAAUUUUAUUGGAGUUUCCAGUUUUUAGAUUCAUCUUGUAAGUUCAUUUUGAUCUUGAUUUUACUGUUAGCACAUUAUGGUGCAUUCAACUGAUGAUGUAUCAUAGAAUCAUAGAACAUAAAUGGUGUAAUUCUACUUCCAAGUUGAAUUCUUUGUAUACAAGGUGAAAAUCAGAGAUAAAAAAUCUGACUUGCUUCA